This is a messenger RNA of Nilaparvata lugens (brown planthopper), 1941 nucleotides long. RefSeq lists its product as uncharacterized. The transcript has 6 exons. Lineage: Eukaryota; Metazoa; Arthropoda; Insecta; Hemiptera; Delphacidae. The record is from RefSeq and is a predicted model, not a curated record. Bases 282 to 1703 code for a protein of 473 amino acids.
UCUAAGGUUUACAGUUUACACUAACCUAACUUUUACUAUUGCUUAUCAAUAUGAAAAUAAUGUGUAUUUUAUGCGUUGCUUACAUGUGCAGUAUUUUCUUAUUAACAAAUAAAAUCUUAUUGAAGUGUUAAUACUUUUGUUAAAAUCUGAAUUGGAAAACUUUCUGAUAUAAGUUUUUAUUUGUUCAAAUGGAUGCUACUGGGAAUCCUCAACCACAAAAUUGUGCUGUUAUUGAAAUUCAAGUCGAAUAGCCUAUAGCCUGAAUUAGCAGGUAGACAAUAAUGGCAGUAGAAUUUGACUUUGAUCACCUUCUGCAAUUAGACGCACUUGAAGAAGAAGGUAGAAAAGAACUUCUCGCCUUGUUUGAAAAUCUGGACGAAGGUGUUACACAGAACAAUAAUGCAGCUCACAAGGAAAAGAACAGUGAUAAAAGUGAUGAAGAAGUGAUCGAUAUUUUGGAACUUUUCAAAGAUAUCGAUAUUGAAUCAAUUAACCGACUGGGAAACUGCUCGAAUGAUGAUGGGGAAUUAUCCGUCAGUGAAAACAAACCAAAUUAUCAGAAGGGCACUCAUACAACUAUAGAAAAAGAGAAGAGUGAUAAAAGUGAUGGAAACCAUUGCGAUAUCUUCAACAAUCUAGACCAUAACACAUAUAGCAAACAAGAAAACUCAUCAAAACAUCAAAAUCAUCUGAAGGAAAGUCAUGCAACCACCGAGGAAGAGAACAUUCCUGAAAGUGAUGGAAACAAGAUCGAUAUUAUCGAGUUCUUCAAUAAUCUAGACCAAAAUACUGACAUCGAACAAGAAAAUUGUAAUAAUUCUAUUGAAGAAAUAACAGUCAGUGGGAACAAUCAAAAUUAUGUUCCAACUCCAUGUCAGAGGUGUGAGGCUCAAGGCAAAACCUAUAUGAAGGAAUUGAUGUUCCUCAACCAAAAACAGGCUUUUUAUGCCUGUAAAAAUGCCUCGUGUGUUGAAGAAGAUAAUAUUAGAGUAAUAAAAUCCAACUUUUGGGAAAAACAGCUUAAUGCGGAUGAUCUUGAACGCCUCAAUUUGCCUGGUGAACUAUUGGAUUACAUGCCUGUGAUAACGAACAGCGAUGCCAAAAGAAUCGCGAACAUUGCACAGUAUCGAGAGGAACUACAAGAAAAGCAAGUGGCAGAUGUACUUGGCGGUAUUUAUUGGAAGCUAGAAGGGACGAUACCUGCUGGACUCCUUACCUGUGCUGCUCCAUCGAAAUCGAAAUAUUCACUUGAUGAAGUGAGUGACAUUGAAGUGGAAAGAAUCAUCGCCAUAUUAAACUCUAUUGAUAGAGGCAAAAUAUUGGCUGGUAAAAAUACGGGGAAAACAGCUGCUCAAAAUAAUCCAAAGGAAAGUAGUAGUUGUCAUAUGUCAAAUCAUAGUAGUAGCUCUCGGAAGUCACAAGAACUGCCACUGACUGAGGACAAUGUUCAGAGCCCAGGGAAGAGAGAAACUGACAGGCGUAAUAACCUUAGUUCUAAGAAAAAGGCAGAUAACAACAAAAAGCCAGCAUACAAGAAAAAGGCUACAUACAAGAAAAAGGCAGCAUAUUUAGAAACAUACCAUCCAAACUCUGGACGUCCCUUAAGCCGGAAACCUGUAUAUAUUAGUGAUAAAAAGAAGAAGAAAAUUUUGGCGAGACAUAUUAAGGAUAUCGAAAUAUUGUCCAAAAAAUACGACUUAUAGAAGGUUAAUAUAAAGAAAAUCCAUUCCUGGAUUUAAUUGUAGCGGAGAUAAAAAUAAUAAACUUCUGAUAUCAGCAUCCUAGAAUCUAAAAAGAUUUCCUUCCUACCCAGUACAAUAUACAGAAACUAUACAACUAGUCGAAUUAUACAUAACAAAAAUCCUAUAUUUUCUCAUAUUUGGAUUGCUUAUAUGUGAUAAAAUACAUAUUAAAGUACUAUUAAACGUUUGUAAUGGUAAA